GUUUAUUUAAUUAAUUAUAUUUAUUGGCCUUACUUUGCAUAAUAUCAUCAUCGGACGCCUGACAAAACAAAAAAAUAUAAAUAAAUUAUAAGAUUAAGAAGUAUUGGUCAAGUCAUCGUCAGUAUCAAAUGUUGCUGGAAUUUAAUUUUUAAAUCAUAAAAUCUGCAGCUGUUUCAAUUUAUUUAAAAUACUUUUAAGUUUGCAUUUAAAUUCGAUUAAUUAAUUUAUUAAGUAAAUAACGAACGUAAAGUUUAAUAAAGUAAUUAACGAAAGUUAAUUUAUAAAUAAUAUAAAAUAUUUAUUACGGUUUCGCGGCAUUGCUUUGACAUUUAAAAUAUUGGAGCAGUAAAAUGCUCGUGGGAUCGCGUAAUUAUGGGACAGCGGUUUGCUAGCUUCCGAGAAUUUUUUAAAAUGGACAGUAAGCAAUCGCAUCAUCAUCAGCAACACAAGCAGCUCGAGCAAGAUCAUCAGCAAAUCUCGGAAGCUGGUACGGAUGAUAAUCAGCAUUCGUCAGCAUACGUGAUGCCGAAUAAUGAAGACAUCGAAAAUACAGGAGACAAUGAAAAUAAUGGAAAUCAAUUAGACAAUUCAUUAGCUGAUGAAAAUAAAGAACAAAAUCGAAAUAUAAACAACGAGGAAUUAAAUUUAGAAAAUCAUAAUUCACGUUUUGAGUCUAUUUAUAGUCAGCCGUUAGAUUCGACAACAACAACAACUACGACUACAAACACAAUACAAGAUAAUACUAAUAAAGCUUGUAAUAAUAAUGGUAAUUUUGUUGGUGCCACGGAAACAGAGUUCAAGCAACAGCAAGAGCCCUGCUGCAGUAGCUCGGGUAGUAGCAGUUCUGAAGAUAGCUCUGCAGAUCCAUCUCUCAGACGGACUUCGAAAACUUUGUCUUUUGUAAAACGCAAAUGCAAGCAACGUAACAAAGACCAAAACCAAAUCUGCAAUCAUACUACUUUGUCUUCUAAAAAAAAACGUAGCAAUUGGGUUUUAAAAUUCAAUUGCGCGAAAAGUAAAGGCUCCAAAAAUACAGAUAUGCCCGACCAACCAAACAAUAGCGCCGAGUGUGUCUGUACUGGGUACAGAAGUACUGAAGAACAUCCAAUGGGAGCUGGAGUUGUAUUUAAUAAUCAUUCAAUACCACAAAGUCCUGUUCUAGGACCACUGCCUCCUAGUCCCGUAAUUGAUUUGUCACGAUUUAAUCCUGCAGAAUAUCCUAUGGAGGAUUGUGAUGAACGAGCACGACAACAGCGAGCUCGAGAAAUGGAGGAAGGUGUAGAACCUCCACCUGGUUAUAGGCCUAAUUAUUCUUCCGCAAUUCAAGUUCAUCCGAACGGCAUAACCGUUGAAGACCUAACAGCACUAUUCCAAUCUCAUGUUGGCAUCCAAGCUGCUGCUGUCACCGCAUUGUCACAAAUGGACAUUACUCUCGUUUCAAACAUCGAAAGACCAGCUCACACACAGGUCGAUUAUGUUCACUGUUUGGUACCAGACUUACAGUCUAUAACAGCUUGUACUUUUUACUGGGGUAAAAUGGAUCGUUAUGAAGCGGAGCGUCUUCUUGACGGUAAACAAGAAGGCACAUUUUUAUUAAGAGAUUCAGCACAAGAGGAAUUUUUAUUCUCAGUGAGUUUUCGUAAAUAUGGAAAGUCACUACACGCAAGAAUUGAACAAUGGAAUCAUAAAUUUAGUUUUGAUUCACAUGAUCCUGGUGUUUAUGCUUCCGAAACGGUUUGCGGGUUAAUCGAACACUACAAAGAUCCAUCGUGUUGUAUGUUUUUUGAGCCGAUGCUGACAAUUCCACUGCACCGUAAUUUUGCUUUCCCGCUGCAACAUCUCUGCCGUGCUGUUAUCACAACGCGAACGACAUACGACGGCAUAAAUAAGCUACAGCUGCCAAAGACACUAAAAAGUUAUCUUAAAGAGUACCAUUAUAAACAGAGAGUACGCGUAAGAAGAUUGGAUAGCGAAAACGAUAUUAUGUUGUACGGAAGAUCCAUAUCAUAUUUACCAAUGAUUUAAAUUUGUUUUCGCUUCUAUAAUUAAUUAAUUGAUUGGUUAAUUAUUACUAUUAUGAAUACUAAUGUGUUACGUUGCGAUGAUUUAUCUCAAGGGAAACUGUUGAUAAAAUUAAUAUUUAAAAUUAUACGUUACUAGCUAAAAAGUACUAUAGUUAUUAUUUUUAAAAAUAAGGAUUAUUAUUAUUAUUUUUAAAAACUCGGUUUUACAAUCAAAAUAUUAUUUUGCAUAGUGAAUUAUUGUUUUGCGUUGAAGCAAAACCUAACGAAAAUAAAAGAUAAUUUAUUAUAUAUAAUAAAUUGUAAUUAUAUUUUAAUAAUUGUUAGAAAAAAAUAAAAAAAUUUAUAAAGUGUCGAACAGUAUUUAUAAAUAAUAUGAUACUUUAUAAAGUAACUGCAAUAUUUUACGUAACUAUUAUUAUUAUUUUAUAUAAAUUUAAUCAUCCAUUUUAUUUUAUUUAACUUUUACUUAAUAAUCGUUUUAUAUUUCAAUCACUUUGAUUUUCUUUACUUGAAAAAAUUUAUUAAUUAUUGAUAAAUUAAUUAAUUAUUUACUUGAGUUUAAAAAAAAAAUGAAUGAAAGGAAAUGAUAAAAUCUUCCCAGUUAUGAUAAACGUGAUCAGUAAUUUACUCCUAUCGUGCCUAUUUCUUAUUAUUAAUUGUAAUAAUAAUUAUAAAAAAAUAUAUAUAUAAAUAUAUAAAUAAAAUCACGUAAGUAAGAUAAAUUGUCCGUGUUGGUGUUCAUCGUUGUUGGAUAUGUAAAGUUGACUUUUUUUUUAUUUUAACAAUUUUCUAUUUCUUCUUUUUUUUGUAAAUUUAAAGGAGUAAAUGCGUUGAUAAAAAAAAUGUUGAUAAAAUUUUAAUUAUAAAAUGUACUCUAUUAAAAAAAAUGUAAUUAGGAAAAAACAAGUUGUAUUACCGUCGUUUAAAAUUAUAAAUAUAUAAAUAUAAAUGAUAAAUAAUUAUUAGAAUAAUUGUAAUUACGAAGGGAAAUGAUGGUAUGCAUACAAAAUAUGGGAAAUAAAAUUAUAAGAGAUUUUUAUUUUUAUUAAUAAUAAAUUUAAUAGCCUAAUGUAAUGAGUAAUGAGCAGCUGACUCUAAUAAUUUAUUUUUUGUUUGUGAAAGACUAUAAAUUAAUAAACUAAUUGAUUUAUUGAUUAGUUUAAUUGUUGAUAAAUAUGAACAAAAAGUAAUCACUGUAAUUGGUUUAUCGUUAUUAAUUAUAUAUAUAUGAUAUUAACAGGAAUGUGGACAGUAAUAAAAUGUUUAUUCUUUUGGUCAAUUAUUUGACCUACAUCACGCACCUGGAAAAUGAGCACAUGAGCUAGUGCAGAAUUAUCUUCAAAAAAUUUAUAUGAUUAAUGGAUUUUAUAUUUGGUUAAUUUUUAAUGAGUUGUAAAGUGCAUUAUAGUUUAAUUUUAAUUGCGUAGUACUAAUUAUAGUAAAUAUCGCGUUCUAAUUUCAAAAAGACAUUUUUUUUACGUCCUUUAGGGAACUCUUAAGUCAAAAGGGUGUAUAAUUUUUUUUGCCAACCGUUUUGUUCUUAUUUUUUAGCUAAAAAUUUAAAAAAAAAAUUUUGAAAGCCAAAAGGGCAUAUAGCUUAAAUUAUACACCCUCGGCUGUCAAAAGUUUUUUUUUUAUUUUAGCUUUAGAAUAAUUCUACAAUAUAAUUAGCAAUUAAAAAAAAAUUAUACGCUCUUUUAGUUUUGAACUUAGUGACUUAAAGGAAAGGCCGUACGAAAAUAUAAAUUCUUUUGGAAUUAGUGACGCAAUAUAGUAUUAUAAAUAAGCAUUGGAUAAUUCUGCACUAGUUCCGCCAUGUGCUCAUUUUCUAAUUUCCUGAUGCAGGUCAAAUAAUUGACCGAAUUGUAGCAAAAAUAAAAAUAAAUGCAAAAAAAAAACGUUUUAUUACUUUUUACAUUUCUGUUAAUGUAAUAUAUGUAUAUAUUUAUAUUUAAAUCAUGGAUGUGAUCUUUAAUUUGGUUAUUAAUUAUUUAAUCAUUAUACAUUGAAGUAAUAAAAUGCAUAAUAUAAAAAAAAAAUACUAAAUAAAUUAAAUUGAUUAUUUAUUGAUUAUAUUAUUCAUGUAACAUUCGGACCAAUUAUUAAUUAUAUAUUUAUUAUAAUACAAUGCAAUGCAUAAUUUAACAUAAAAUACGAAUUGAAAAAAUAGCUGAGUAGUAAUUGAAUAUAUAAAAAUAUUUUAAACUUUGAAAUGUAAUCAACAAUUAAAAAAAAAAUAAACAGUUACUUGAAAUUUAUAAUUAAAUGAAUUUAAAUAAUUAGUAUAAUUGAUAAAUAAAAAUUGAUUAUUAUA
Messenger RNA from Microplitis demolitor, 4338 nucleotides. It is a transcript of the gene Socs36E, whose product is annotated as suppressor of cytokine signaling 4. The transcript is spliced from 6 exons. The record is from RefSeq and is a predicted model, not a curated record. Gene Ontology annotation, biological process: intracellular signal transduction; phosphatidylinositol phosphate biosynthetic process. Gene Ontology annotation, cellular component: phosphatidylinositol 3-kinase complex. The coding region runs from base 373 to 2025 and encodes 550 amino acids. NCBI's taxonomy places the organism in Eukaryota, Metazoa, Arthropoda, Insecta, Hymenoptera, Braconidae. Gene Ontology annotation, molecular function: 1-phosphatidylinositol-3-kinase regulator activity.